AUGGCACCCAAAGGAAGAGACGAAGAAGUAGACGGCUUAGUAAUUGUCCUUUUUUGUUGUUUGAUUGCCUUCAUUAUUAUGCUUCCUUUUGCUCGUAUUAUUUGGUUAGAGGGACCAACUCCCGUGCCGGAAAUAGAAGUAGCUUCUAUGGAUUUCACGAUACAAGACAUUACACACACUCAUCUCAGUGCCACUUGGGAUUUAUUGACAAGGAUCCCCGAUACGCUUCCUGAUGCCUAUAUAUGUCUUCAAGGAGACCUUCAAGCUUCCUUGUUUUACAAGAAUGUUACCAUUGCUAUCUCCUCUAGACACAGGUACGAGAAUCUCAAGCUGAACUCGCCUCAACAACUUAGGGUUUCAGCUUCUAUCUAUGAAGAAGAUAUAGGAGGUUUGAUUGGAAAAAACAUUAUCAAAGCUAUCAAAGAGAAGAAGGAAGUGAAGUUCGGAUCACAGUUGUUUCUUACGGAUUGUAGAGAAAAGUCGACUGGAGUUAUGAGGUAUGCGUGCGGUGAAACCACCUUACGGUUCGAGCCGGGUUCUGAGACAAAGGCCACUUCGUUUGGGAACAAGAACAACCCUACCUGCGUAUAUUUUUGA
This is a messenger RNA of Brassica oleracea var. oleracea, 597 nucleotides long. RefSeq lists its product as uncharacterized. The transcript has a single exon. Lineage: Eukaryota; Viridiplantae; Streptophyta; Magnoliopsida; Brassicales; Brassicaceae. The record is from RefSeq and is a predicted model, not a curated record. Bases 1 to 597 code for a protein of 198 amino acids.